CAUGUUAUUCUCUUUAGCCUCUCAGUGUUUUGCAAAAUUUUAAUGCAAUAAUUUGUGUUGUUAAGUUUGGGUUAUUAAAUUCCCGGCUUCUCCGUUUCGUGGAGAGGGGAGCUUUAUCUCCAAAUUCUGCCGAGGAGAAGCCCCGCUUAGGCAGCCAUGUACAUCAAACAGGUCAUCAUUCAGGGGUUCCGAAGUUACAGGGAUCAAACUGUGGUAGACCCCUUUAGUCCGAAGCACAAUGUCAUCGUUGGAAGAAAUGGGUCAGGAAAAAGUAACUUUUUCUACGCCAUCCAGUUUGUGCUCAGUGAUGAAUUCAGCCACCUGCGACCUGAACAGCGCCUGGCCCUGCUCCAUGAAGGAACUGGUCCACGUGUCAUUUCGGCUUUUGUGGAGAUUAUAUUUGACAACUCUGACAACCGGCUGCCGAUUGACAAAGAGGAAGUCUCCCUUCGCCGUGUCAUUGGCGCAAAGAAAGACCAGUACUUCUUAGACAAGAAGAUGGUGACUAAGAAUGACGUCAUGAACCUUCUGGAGAGUGCCGGCUUCUCCCGCAGUAACCCCUACUACAUCGUCAAGCAGGGAAAGAUCAACCAAAUGGCCACAGCGCCUGACUCCCAGCGUCUCAAGCUGCUGAGAGAGGUGGCAGGGACAAGGGUGUAUGAUGAACGCAAGGAGGAGAGCAUUUCUCUAAUGAAGGAGACGGAGGGAAAACGAGAGAAGAUCAAUGAGCUGCUGAAGUACAUUGAGGAGCGUCUGCACACCUUGGAGGAUGAGAAGGAAGAGCUGGCUCAGUAUCAGAAGUGGGACAAGAUGAGAAGAGCUCUGGAGUACACCAUCUACAACCAGGAGCUGAACGAAACCCGCGCCAAGUUGGACGAGUUGUCCAGCAAGAGAGAGACCUGUGGAGACAAAUCCAGACAGCUGCGUGAUGCUCAGCAAGAUGCCCGAGACAAAGUAGAGGAGACAGAGCGCGUUGUGAGAGAGCUGAAGUCUAAGAUCUCUGCCAUGAAGGAGGAGAGAGAGCAGCUGUCGGCCGAGCGCCAGGAGCAGAUCAAGCAGAGGACCAAACUCGAGUUGAAGGCCAAGGACCUGCAGGACGAGCUGGCAGGCAACAGUGAACAGAGGAAACGCCUGCUGAAGGAGCGUCAGAAGCUGCUGGAAAAAAUUGAGGAGAAGCAAAAAGAGCUGCAGGAGACCGAACCAAAAUUCAACAUGGUGAAAGAAAAGGAGGAGCGGGGCAUCUCCAGGCUGGCUCAAGCUACUCAGGAGAGGACAGACCUGUACGCCAAGCAGGGCCGUGGUAGUCAGUUCACCUCCAAGGAAGAGAGAGACAAGUGGAUCAAGAAGGAGCUGAAGUCUCUGGACCAGGCCAUCAACGAUAAAAAGAGGCAGAUUGCAGCUAUCCACAAAGACCUGGAGGACACAGAGACAAACAAAGAGAAGAACCUCGAGCAGUACAAUAAACUCGAUCAGGAUUUAAAUGAGGUCAAGACCCGUGUGGAGGAGCUGGACAAAAAGUAUUAUGAAGUGAAGAACAAGAAGGAUGAACUCCAGAGUGAAAGAAACUACCUGUGGCGUGAGGAGAACGCAGAGCAGCAGGCCCUGGCGGCCAAACGAGAGGACCUGGAGAAGAAGCAGCAGCUCCUUCGAGCAGCCACCGGCAAGGCCAUUCUUAAUGGUAUUGACAGCAUUAACAAAGUCCUGGAACAUUUCCGCCGGAAGGGCAUCAACCAGCACGUCAUCAAUGGUUACCAUGGCAUCGUCAUGAAUAACUUUGAGUGUGAGCCUGCCUUUUACACCUGUGUGGAGGUGACUGCUGGGACCAGACUGUUCUACCACAUUGUGGAGACUGACGAAGUCAGCACCAAAAUCCUCAUGGAGUUCAACAAAAUGAACUUGCCUGGAGAGGUCACAUUCCUGCCACUGAGCAAGCUGGAUGUCAGAGACACCGCCUACCCAGAGACCAAUGAUGCCAUCCCCAUGAUCAGCAAGCUUCGCUACAGCCCCAACUUUGACAAGGCCUUCAAGCACGUGUUUGGGAAGACCCUGAUUUGUCGUAGCAUGGAGGUUUCCACCCAGCUGGCCAGAGCUUUCACUAUGGACUGCAUAACUCUCGAGGGUGACCAAGUGAGCCACCGUGGAGCGCUCACAGGAGGCUACUACGAUACCAGAAAGUCUCGCCUGGAGCUGCAGAAAGACAUGAGGAAGGCUGAGGAGGAGCUGGGUGAGCUGGAAGCCAAACUCAAUGAGAACCUGCGCAGGAACAUCGAACGUAUCAACAAUGAGAUCGACCAGCUGAUGAACCAGAUGCAGCAGAUCGAGACACAACAGAGAAAGUUCAAAGCAUCCAGAGACAGCAUUCUGUCGGAGAUGAAGAUGCUGAAGGAGAAGAGGCAGCAGUCAGAGAAGACGUUCAUGCCCAAGCAACGCAGUCUCCAGAGUUUGGAGGCCAGCCUUCAUGCCAUGGAGUCCACCAGGGAGUCACUGAAGGCCGAGCUUGGUACAGAUCUGCUCUCUCAGCUCAGCCUGGAGGAUCAGAGGCGUGUCGAUGACCUCAACGACGAGAUUCGUCAGUUGCAGCAGGACAACAGACAGCUGUUGAAUGAGAGAAUCAAGCUGGAGGGCAUCAUGACCAGAGUGGAAACAUAUCUCAAUGAGAACUUACGGAAGCGCCUUGACCAAGUGGAGCAGGAGCUAAAUGAACUGCGAGAGACUGAAGGCGGCACGGUACUCACAGCCACAACAUCUGAGCUGGACGGCAUCAACAAACGUGUCAAAGAGACUUUGUCUCGAUCAGAAGAUCUGGAUACUCUGAUUGACAAGACAGAGGCAGAGAUCAAGGACCACAUAAAGAGCAUGGAACGAUGGAAGAACAUCGAGAAGGAGCAGAAUGACGCCAUCAACCACGACACCAAGGAGCUCGAGAAAAUGACCAACAGACAGGGCAUGCUGCUCAAGAAGAAAGAGGAGUGCAUGAAGAAAAUCAGAGAGCUGGGUUCACUGCCUCAGGAGGCCUUUGAGAAGUACCAGACCCUCACGCUGAAACAGUUGUUCAGAAAGCUGGAGCAGUGCAACACGGAGCUGAAGAAGUACAGUCAUGUCAACAAGAAAGCUCUGGACCAGUUUGUCAACUUCUCUGAGCAGAAAGAAAAGCUGAUCAAGCGUCAGGAUGAGCUGGACCGUGGAUACAAAUCCAUCAUGGAGCUCAUGAAUGUCCUGGAGCUGCGCAAGUACGAGGCCAUCCAGCUCACCUUCAAACAGGUGUCGAAGAACUUCAGUGAGGUUUUCCAGAAACUGGUACCAGGUGGCAAAGCUACGCUGGUGAUGAAGAAGGGUGACGCUGAAGGCAGCCAGUCUCAGGAUGAGGGAGAGGGGGGUGCAGACAGUGAGAGGGGCUCAGGAUCACAGAGCAGCGUUCCCUCGGUGGACCAGUUCACUGGAGUCGGCAUCAGGGUGUCGUUCACGGGCAAGCAGGGUGAGAUGAGAGAGAUGCAGCAGCUGUCUGGAGGUCAGAAGUCUCUGGUGGCUCUGGCCCUGAUAUUCGCCAUCCAGAAGUGUGACCCAGCUCCUUUUUACCUGUUUGAUGAGAUCGACCAGGCCCUCGACGCCCAGCACCGAAAGGCUGUCUCAGACAUGAUUGUUGAGCUGGCCGGUCACGCUCAGUUCAUCACCACCACCUUCAGGCCUGAGCUGCUCGAGUCUGCUGACAAAUUCUACGGUGUCAAAUUCAGAAACAAGGUGAGUCACAUCGAUGUGAUCACGGCCGAGCAGGCUAAAGACUUUGUGGAGGAUGACACCACCCAUGGUUAAUAGUCUUCUGCUCUUCAUCAUCCUUCUCGCCUCCUCCUCCUCCUCCUCCUCCUCCUCCUCCUCCUCUGCCUCUACAGUGCACUGUAGCCUUCUACAACAAGGCCCAAAGACCGAAAUCUCUCUAAAUCCUCUUUUUUUACAAUUUUAUUUAGUCCUGUUGAAGAUAAACAAUGCAGCAUGUCGAAGCUUCUCAGAGCAUCUUUGAAGUCGGGAUAGAUAACACUCAGAAAAACCAUUUUAAGAUUUUAAAUCAUUUAAGGCUGAUAAAAUAUAAAAAUGCUCUCAUUGUUGAAAACCUUUAAGCAGCAGCACUGACAACUAGGAGCAGUGUAGUUACUUUACACUAAACAAACUCCUCAUUUGGUCUGAACAGGUCUUGAAGACUUCAAGCACUUCAAGUUAGCGUCACUGUUAAGAAUCUUUUUUGUGUUGAGUUUUUCAGAACCGGUCAUCUGAUAUGAAACCAGAGAUGCUCUCAGAGGUAACAAGCUUUCAGGAUCUUGGCAGAAAACAAAUCCUCUUGUGUACAGUUCAGUGUUUUGAUAUGACUUAGACAACAAUUGUUAAACUGAAAGCUCUGAGGAGAUUUGGGGAGUCUUAUGGAUGUUUGUUUUUGUUGCCACCUUUGAAAAAUACCUUCAUCAGAGUUCCUUUUUUACUCUGAGGUAUCUGUAAUGUAUACUCUUUGUACUCCUUAAACAUUGCUAACAUGUUAUCUGUCAUAAAAGCCGCGUGGCUUAAAAUGUUCAAAGGUUGUGGUUCCUUUUUAUGGUUGUUACUGUACUGCGUAAUUUCUUGUCUGUAGGUCAUUUGAA
Molecule: messenger RNA, 4625 nt
Organism: Stegastes partitus (bicolor damselfish)
Lineage: Eukaryota; Metazoa; Chordata; Actinopteri; Pomacentridae
Gene: smc3
Product: structural maintenance of chromosomes 3
Exons: 29
Coding region: 157-3810 (1217 amino acids)
Biological process (GO): chromosome organization
Cellular component (GO): chromosome
Molecular function (GO): ATP binding; ATP hydrolysis activity; protein binding
Source: RefSeq, a predicted model, not a curated record